CAAAAUGUUAUUUCAUAUAACACAUCAGAUAUGACCAGAUAUAUAUUAGAAUAAUGUCAGUAUGAAAACGCAUUAAUAGAGAAACUUGAAUGGAAUGUUGAAAUACUUAUUCAGACAAAUAUAGAUAUAAACAUCCCUGACAAAGAUGGCCUUACUUCCUUACAUAUUGCUUGUUUGGGGAAUCUUUCAAAAGUCAUCGAAAUGCUUUUGAAAAAUAAUGCAGAUAUAAAUUUGGUGGACAAAGAUGGACGAACAUCUUUACAUAUGGCUUGCUUUAAUGGGAAUUUAAAGGUUUUGAAGUUACUAAUACAUUAUGGGGCAAAUGUUAAUAUUGCAGACAGGACUGGGUCUACAGCAUUGCAUAUCGCUGCUCAGAACCAAGAUAUUGAUAUUCUUCCUUGUUUAAUUUCUAAUGGGGGGAAUGUGAAUCUACAGGACCAAAAAGGUUUAACACCACUUCACAUUUCUUGUUAUAAUGGCGAUAUAAAUAUUGUACAGAAACUGUUAGAGUCUGAUGCUGAUGUCAAAAUGCUUUCGGAAGGUGGGGUUGAUUCUCUAACAGUGGCAGUUGCAAACGGCUACUAUAAUAUAUCAGACGAACUACUAAAAAAAGGUGUUCACAUACUUGGUAUGAACUUUCCGUAUUUGCUUCAAUCUGUCCAGUGUAAAUCAAUUAUUAGCCAAAUUUUGGACAAAUACAGUGAUGUCCUUACUUACAAAAAUAGUGAUGGACAGUCACUUUUGCACAUAUCAUUAUUGGAAAAGACGACACAAUGGACUGACUUUCUUCUCUCUAAGGGCGAUUUGAUUAAAUUUUCAGACAAAGAAGGGAAUUUGACUUUCUUUUAUGCAAUUGAAAAUGGGUCGCAAAACAUUAUAGAAUUAUUUUUACAAGAAGACUUGUCUGAAGCAAUGAGAAUCGAAUGUCUUCGUAUGGCACGUAUGAAAGGAAGAGAGGAUAUUGCUUCUAGGCUGUUCAAAAAAUAUCCAAGUUUACUGAGUAAUAUGAAUGGUAGUGACUACAGGAUGUUACCGAAGUUGCUUAGAACCCAUUGUGUAUUCAAUAAAAUAACGGAAAAUGCUUUAAAUAGCAGAAAGUACAUUGACAUAUAUAGCAUUAUUCUUGCUGAUCUUCCCGAUGAAUUAUGGAACCUUCAUAAAAGCACUGUACCAUGCUUAUCUCCAGAAAACUGUACGACAAGUGAGUGCAAUUGGUUAGAGGAGAAAACGAUAAUUGAUGAAGUGAGCUAUGGAAAUAUAGCAGAUUUAUCCCCCUUGGAGAUAUGGCCGCUUCUGUUUUAUUCAGAUAAUCCGAUAUUAAAAGGUUUACAUCGCUCUGAUUUUAUUUGUUUGACAAAAGAUAUUAUAACAUUGAAGGAUGUCAUUGGAAAUACCAUUUUACAUUAUUUGUGCUUAACGGAAAAUAAAAGUUUCUUCUUUACUUUACAUCACCUUUGGUCAAUUGAAAAUGAAGAUUUAUUCCAUACUCCUCCCGUCCAAAAUAUGGCAAAAAUAAGAACGCUUAUCAAUAUGCAGAACCUUGCGGGAUGUACACCCCUCCACUACGCAGUAAAAAAUCCUGCCUUUUUUCGUUUGCUUGUUAAACUUGGAGCUGAAAUCGGAAUUAAGGACAAAUCUGGCCAUGUUGCUGAGCAUUAUCGACCGUAA
Molecule: messenger RNA, 1668 nt
Organism: Saccostrea cuccullata (small rock oyster)
Lineage: Eukaryota; Metazoa; Mollusca; Bivalvia; Ostreida; Ostreidae
Product: ankyrin-3-like
Exons: 1
Coding region: 202-1668 (488 amino acids)
Biological process (GO): positive regulation of transcription by RNA polymerase II
Cellular component (GO): nucleus
Molecular function (GO): protein binding; transcription cis-regulatory region binding
Source: RefSeq, a predicted model, not a curated record